Messenger RNA from Marasmius oreades (fairy-ring Marasmius), 1130 nucleotides. RefSeq lists its product as uncharacterized. The record is from RefSeq and is a predicted model, not a curated record. The transcript is spliced from 2 exons. NCBI's taxonomy places the organism in Eukaryota, Fungi, Basidiomycota, Agaricomycetes, Agaricales, Marasmiaceae. Bases 6 to 1130 code for a protein of 374 amino acids. Gene Ontology annotation, biological process: L-serine metabolic process; D-serine biosynthetic process; pyruvate biosynthetic process. Gene Ontology annotation, molecular function: magnesium ion binding; ATP binding; threonine racemase activity.
UGAUCAUGAGCCAAAGCUACGCAAUGACGGCUCCUCUGACACGUUCUUCAGUUGAGGCUGCACAUCGAGUGGUUGCGCCCGACAUCCACCGCACACCUGUCCUGACUUCCUCAUCGAUCGACACGAUCGCAUCGACGCCUCAGUCCUCAGAAUCACUCAUCGGAACACCAUGGGAAGGCCAAACCCCAGCUUCCCCUCAGCUAAAACUCUUCUUCAAAUGUGAAAACUUUCAGAAAGUCGGCGCCUUCAAAGCAAGAGGCGCUUUCCAUGCGUUGAGUAGAUUGAGUGAAGAGGAAGUAAAAAAUGGCGUCGUUACGCAUAGCUCUGGCAACCACGCACAGGCCCUCGCAUAUGCUGCACGAACGAGGGGAAUUACAGCUUACAUCGUCAUGCCAUCAAUAUCGACACCAUCCAAGAUUGCAGCAACUCGAGGAUACGGUGCCAAUGUCGUCUUCUCAGGAUCAACAGCUGCAGAACGGGAAGUCGUCGCGAAAGAAGUCAUCGAGAGAACUGGGGCCCGGUUCAUUCCUCCGUAUGAUCAUCCUGAUAUUAUCCUGGGUCAAGGUACUAUGGCAUUGGAACUUGAAGAACAGGUGAAGGAACUCGAUACCGAGUCUUUCAAGGAUGACUCUGGGGGACGGGGACGAGGUCUUCUAGACGCUGUCAUUUCACCACUUGGUGGAGGUGGAAUGUUGUCAGGGAUAGCGACAGCUCUGUCCGGUACUGGUACCCGUGUUUUUGGUUCUGAACCUUCGUUCCAAGGGGGAGACGAUGGGCGUCGUGGUUUGGCGGAAGGAAAGCGAAUAACCAGUGUUUCAACUCUCACUAUCGCCGACGGGUUGCGUACGCCUCUGGGAGAGAUCAACUGGACAGUGAUAUCCGACAAAUCAAAAGUCGAAGGUGUGUAUUCAGUUGGCGAAGAACAGAUCAAGAAAGCGAUGAAGCUGCUUCUGGAACGAUUAAAGGUGUGGGUUGAACCUAGCUCCUGCGUUCCGCUAGCUGUGGUUUUAUUCGAUGAAGACUUUAGGAAGGAAUGUGUCAGAUUGAAUGUGAGAAGGUUAGGUGUCGUGCUGAGCGGAGGAAACACGACAGUUGAAGCAGUUUCAAAGCUUUUUGGUCCAGACGAAUGA